UAUGUAUAAAGUAUAAACACACCUGAAAACGUCCAACGAUCUCUUCAAUAUUAAUCCGUUCUUCUUCACCAACUAUACCUUUUUUUCCAAAACAUUAAGAUGAAACUUCUUCUUGGUCUCUUUCUUAGUUUUACUCUCUUGUUCCUUUGUCCGUUUGUAUCUCAAGCUGAUGUGCCGGAACUUAUCCGCGAGCCACCUCGCCCCAUCGUCUUCGUCCCUCAUGACCGCUCCAAAUCCGAUCCGCAACAGGUGCACGUAUCAUUGGCGGGUAAGGACCACAUGAGAGUAACAUUCAUAACAGAAGACAAGCAUGUGGAGUCUGUGGUGGAAUACGGUAAACAACCAGGAAAGUACGACGGAAAAGCCACCGGAGAAUGCACUUCUUACAAAUACUUCUUCUACAAAUCCGGCACAAUCCACCACGUCAAAAUCGGACCUCUCCAACCCAACACCACUUACUACUACCGUUGUGGUUGCAACGGUCCUGAAUUUUCUUUUAAGACUCCUCCUUCAACCUUUCCUGUCGAGUUCGCCAUCGUAGGCGACCUAGGCCAAACCGAAUGGACAGCAGCAACACUAGCUCAGAUAAAGAGUCAAGACUACGAUGUCUUUCUACUUCCUGGUGACCUCUCCUACGCUGACACUCACCAGCCACUUUGGGACUCAUUUGGUCGCCUGGUGGAGCCACUCGCUAGCCAUCGUCCUUGGAUGGUUACUGAAGGAAACCACGAGAUUGAAUUCUUCCCAAUCAUUGAACAUACAACCUUCAAGUCAUACAAUGCCCGGUGGCUCAUGCCUCACACCGAGAGCCUCUCUGACUCCAACCUCUACUACUCUUUUGACGUAGCCGGUGUACACACGGUUAUGCUCGGUUCUUACACCGACUUUGACUGUGAGUCUGAUCAGUACCAAUGGCUCAAGGCAGAUCUAGCAAAGGUUGACCGUAAAACGACGCCGUGGGUGGUGGUAUUGCUGCACGCCCCGUGGUACAAUACGAACGAGGCACAUAAAGGUGAAGGAGAGAGCAUGAGGGAAGCUAUGGAGUCUUUGCUCUUUGGUGCUCGAGUUGACGUAGUCUUUUCUGGCCAUGUUCAUGCCUACGAACGUUUCAAACGUGUAUAUAACAACAAGGCCGACCCAUGUGGCCCCAUAUACAUUACCAUCGGUGAUGGAGGCAACCGAGAAGGCCUUGCUUUAUCGUUUAAGAAGCCUCCUUCACCGUUAUCGGUAUUUCGAGAACCGAGUUUUGGACAUGGUAGAUUGAAGGUUAUGGACGGGAAACGAGCACAUUGGUCGUGGCAUAGAAACAAUGACUCGAACUCACUUCUUGCUGAUGAAGUCUGGCUUGAGAGUCUUAGCACUCUAUCGUCAUGUUGGCCUUCAAGUCCUACCAAUGAUGAGCUCUAAAUCACCAUAUAUACCAAAAAAAAA
Capsella rubella is the source of this 1431-nucleotide messenger RNA. Its product is annotated as purple acid phosphatase 22. The transcript has 6 exons. Lineage: Eukaryota; Viridiplantae; Streptophyta; Magnoliopsida; Brassicales; Brassicaceae. The coding region runs from base 100 to 1407 and encodes 435 amino acids. The record is from RefSeq and is a predicted model, not a curated record. Gene Ontology annotation, molecular function: acid phosphatase activity; metal ion binding.